This is a messenger RNA of Candidozyma auris, 1818 nucleotides long. RefSeq lists its product as uncharacterized. The record is from RefSeq and is a predicted model, not a curated record. Lineage: Eukaryota; Fungi; Ascomycota; Pichiomycetes; Serinales; Metschnikowiaceae. Bases 1 to 1818 code for a protein of 605 amino acids. The transcript has a single exon.
AUGUGGCUCUGGAUAUUCUUGCUCCCCGUAUGCCUUGCGGAGGCCAACUGGCCCAGACUAUCUACUCGUUCCAGCCAGGCCUACAGAGCUGAGCGAGACAUAGCUUUGGACAUUCCCAUAGAUCAACAAACACCAUUUGGAAUCAGCGCCAAUAGACUCAUAUUUGAUGUUGAGGGCUAUACUGCCGACUCCUUGGCCACCCUCCUGAACGUCUUGUACGUGGGCAUCAAUGCUAUCAUGCUAGAUAUGUACUGGAACGAGUACACCCACCGAUGGCAGCUCUGUCCUGCUCCCAUUCCCGAGGAUGCCACUGCCAACCUGUCAGAAACAGUCAAAGUAUCAUGGCAGGAUAAAACUUAUCGGUGCCAGCCGAGCUUUGCCGAUAGCGACGUGUACGCCACGCUACGAGACUAUAUCAAGUCAUCCAACAUCAAUAGCGAGGCCAAUGUCGUGCAAUUGAUCUUGAACUUGCGGCUGAUUCGAAACGACACGGUUGUCGUUAGAACAAACACUACAGGCAAUCGAACCGUGGCCACACGGCCGGCGCCUACGUCUCUCCAAACGGGGAUGGUGGUGUACCAGCCCAAAUACAUGGAGGUGGGCAAUACUUCGCUCAGUGGCCCGAUCUCCACACUCAACUCGUAUCUCUACUCUCCUCGUGACUUGAACACGUCGGUCCAAAUCAAUGUGACGCUGAACUAUGACAGUGAGUUUCCUACCAUGCAAGACUUCAUGUUCAACAUGUACAAGCGUACGUUGAUCUCCGCCAUCAACACUGACUUUCGAAAUACCCUGAGAACUUAUAACCUUUCCCUGGCUGAUAGGGACUCGAUCUUUUUUUAUGAGGAUUCUGGUUUCACCUUGAACGACACCUCGGAGUUUGUUCUUGAACUGUGUCGUAAACGACUAACAGAAGUUUUUGACUCAAACUAUUACUCUCAGAGGGUCCAUACGACAAAGUUUCGCACGCUUAUAGACUCUAACGAAGCUCCAUUGUCUCGUGAUGAUGCCCACAAUGCCCUUCAGUGUGGGUACAUGCCCGUACUCAAUGCAUCAUGGUACCCUGCUGAUAACAAGUCCAACAUAUCCGAUGACUAUACCGGCAGAAUUCUUAAUCGGUACAUUCCUUAUUCAUACUGGUCGUGGGGCUCUAACGAGCCCAACGCUUCGUUUGUCAACAAGACAAGGAUUGCAUUAGACCAGGACGACCUUCGAACUCGUGAUGAGGAUGACGACGAUGACAAUGAUGUAGAUAAUCCUUUUGGGGAUGACCCUGACUGGCAGGAAACAGCAGAGAGUCAGGUGGCUGAGAAGUGUGUAGCGAUGAAACAAGGCGGCUGGGCCGUUGAAAAUUGCUACAACAAGUACCGGUUGGCUUGCAAAAACACCCGCAACCCAUUUGAAUGGCAGCUCUCUGAAGAAAUCGCUCUGUAUUUUAGCACAAACCAGCAGGUGUGUCCUAAGAACUUCAAGUUCGGAAUUCCUCAUCUGUCCACCGAGCAACUAGCACUCAGGAACUUCCUCAACGCCUCACAAGUGAUCUAUCCCGUCUGGAUAGACUUGAAUGACAUCACCAUUCUGGGCUGCUUCGUUGACGGAGGACCCUACGCAGAAUGUCCGUAUAAACGUGCUGUGACUACAAGCAAUUUGAUCCGGCUGAUUGCGCCAUCGGCAGUGGUUGCUGUGGUGAUUCUCUUGCUCAUCUUCUACGAAAGAUUCUUCCUUCUGACUCCAAUCCACUCCAAUCGACGCCGGCAUUGGAAACGAGUUAUCAAUCAAUACUACAAGAAGAAUGACUACGAGGGGGUGCCCUCGUAG